Armigeres subalbatus is the source of this 820-nucleotide messenger RNA. It is a transcript of the gene mRpL21, whose product is annotated as large ribosomal subunit protein bL21m. The coding region runs from base 147 to 755 and encodes 202 amino acids. Lineage: Eukaryota; Metazoa; Arthropoda; Insecta; Diptera; Culicidae. Gene Ontology annotation, cellular component: mitochondrial large ribosomal subunit; ribosome. The transcript has 2 exons. Gene Ontology annotation, biological process: translation. Gene Ontology annotation, molecular function: structural constituent of ribosome; RNA binding. The record is from RefSeq and is a predicted model, not a curated record.
AAAUUUUGUCUUGAAUUAUCAAAACAAAGCAGCGGUCGGAAAUUACGGAAGAAACAGCAUGCAAACUUUGAUUUAACAUAGAAGUUUUAUGAAAAAUUAAAAUUAAAGCAAUUUUCAGUAGUAUUUCAAUUAUUCGUACCAGAAAGAUGAUUCUAAAUCGUUUAUCAUCAUUAUUUAGAACUCCAGUUAUAAAUGUUCUUGCCAAUCCACUACGGAACACCGCCGCUCAAACAUCUAGACUCUUACCAGUUGCAGCAGUCACACCGGUAAAACCCUACUUUUCUCGUUUUAAUUCGUCUUUGGCAUCAACCCAGCAUAGUGAUACAGCCUUGAAGAAUGUGAAACAGCAGGUCGAGUCGGGCACCGAUGGGAGGCUAUUCGCCGUGGUCCAGCUCUGCGGUAAGCAGUUCAAGAUUACCUCCGGAGAUAUAAUCAUAGUUGAGGGUUACUGGCCACCGACCAGUGGAGAUCAAAUUCGUCUGGAUAAGGUAUUGCUUGCGGGAGGAAAAGAUUUCUCCCUCAUAGGGCGGCCAAUGGUGCCGCACGGGUUGGUGAACAUUAACGCAACGGUUGUGGAGAAAUCGCUUUCUCACACGAAGACACAUUUCCGCAAGAAGCGCAGGAAGCAGUAUAUGCGGAUCAACUUCUAUCGCACUCAGCAGACGAUGCUCAGAAUAAAUUCCAUUGAAGUUAAUUCAGAAGGAUUGAAUAAUCGGAACGAUGGAGGUGUGAAAGAUUUGGAGCGGUUUUAUUAAAGGCUCUACAUUUUUUUCCGUUCCAUUUACGAUGAAAUAGAUUGACAGUUGAAAAAAAAUAAUAA